This is a messenger RNA of Limulus polyphemus (Atlantic horseshoe crab), 700 nucleotides long. RefSeq names its product NADH dehydrogenase [ubiquinone] iron-sulfur protein 3, mitochondrial-like (gene ND-30). The transcript has 4 exons. The record is from RefSeq and is a predicted model, not a curated record. The annotation marks the transcript as partial. Lineage: Eukaryota; Metazoa; Arthropoda; Merostomata; Xiphosura; Limulidae. Gene Ontology annotation, molecular function: NADH dehydrogenase (ubiquinone) activity.
GGUGACUUUGAUCACAUGUACACUAUAUGCAGAAAUUUAAAUUUUUUUUGGUUAGUCACUUGUACCAAAAGUAUUGAGAAUGCAUUGAAUAUCUUUUUGUUGUUACUCUUUCUUGUUUUAGUACCAUUUAACCUACAAGCUGUGACCAGAGUUUUAGUAUGUCAUCAGAGUACUGAAACAUCUCAACAAGAAUCCAAACUCACUGUUAGGAAACAAAAUAUCCCAAUGAGAACACAGCUAUCUGACUUUGGAAGAUAUGUUGCUGAUUGCCUGCCAAAGUAUGUACAGAAGGUGCAAAUGACGCAUGGGGAUGAACUUGAAAUCCUAAUUGCUCCUGAAGGUGUUCUACCUGUUAUAACAUUUUUGAAAGACCACCACAAUGCUCAGUUCACCAACAUUAGUGAUAUUGCUGGUGUUGAUAUACCCACACGCCAAUGUAGGUUUGAGAUUGUCUACAACUUGCUCUCUGUACGGUACAAUUCUAGGAUUCGUGUGAAAACUUAUGCUGAUGAGUUAACACCUAUUGACUCCAUCACAGAAGUCUUCAAAGGGGCAAACUGGUAUGAAAGAGAGAUAUGGGACAUGUUUGGUGUGUUCUUUGCCAACCAUCCAGAUCUGAGAAGAAUCCUGACUGACUAUGGCUUUGAAGGUCAUCCUUUCCGGAAAGACUUUCCUCUGAGUGGCUAUGUUGAAGUAAGUU